AUGAAACAACAAUUUGAUUAAUCAGAUGAACUACAUACAAAAUUGAUGGCAUUGUCUAAUUUACAACCUUAAAAAACUGAAAAACUAAUUGGGGAAGUUGAGAAACCAAACAAUAUCCCUCCCCUUCCUGAUGGAUUCAAAGUAGAACCACCACAAUUUGAUACAAGUAAACGUUUGAAUCAAGGACCAAAGUCAUGGGAUUUACCAUAAGAAUUAUAUAAAAAGCAUUUACCAAAAUACAAUAUUGGUACAAUUGUUAGAAUUUAAGAAUUAUUAAAUGCUGGAGAUAGUUAUAUCGGCUAAACAGUAACUAUAGCUGGCUGGGCUAAAACCGUAAGAGCCUAAAAGAAUUUAUGUUUUGUGGAAUUGAAUGAUGGAACUAGUUUUGCAGGGUUACAAAUAGUAAUUUCUGAAAAAAUAAAGAACUUUGCAGAUAUAAUUAAGACUAAUGUGGGGUUCUCCUUAAAGAUGACCGGAAGUGUUGUUUAAAGUCCUGCGAAGGGUUAGUUGAUUGAAAUGUUAGUGGACGAUAACUUAAAACAUGAAGUUAUAAUAGUUGGAUGUGCUGAUCCCCAAGAAUAUCCAAUGGCUAAAGGAACUCAAAAACCUGAGACUUUAAGAUAGAAGGCUCAUUUGAGACCAAGAAGCAACUUUUUUGGUGCUGUUACUCGUAUAAGAAAUAACUUGGCUUAUGCAACACAUGUCUUUUUUUAAAAUAAUGGAUGCCUAUAUAUACAUACACCAGUUAUAACUGGUAGUGAUUGCGAAGGAGCUGGAGAUAUGUUUAAAGUUACUACAAUAUUUGACAACGAUUUAUAGAAGGUUCCAUAACUCAAUGGUAAAGUGGAUGUAACACAAGAUUUCUUUAAAAAAGAAACCAAACUUACGGUUUCUGGCUAAUUAUAAGUGGAGAAUUUUUGUGUUAGUAUGUCAAAUGUAUAUACUUUUGGACCUACUUUCAGAGCUGAAAAGGCUCAUACUCAUAGACAUCUGGCUGAAUUUUGGAUGAUCGAACCAGAGUUUGCUUUUGCUGAUUUAUUUGAUAAUAUGGAAGCAGCCGAAGGAUAUGUCAAGUUUUGUAUAAAUUAUAUACUCGCAAAUAACUAUGAUGAUUUGGAAUUCCUAAAUAAGAGAGUUAAACAAGGUCUAAUUGAUUAUUUAAAAGAUAUUGUUAGCAAAGAGUUCAUUAAAUGUUCCUACACUUAAGGAAUUGAAAUUCUAUUGAAUGCUUAAUAGGCAGGAGCCAAAUUUGAAAACAGUAAAAUUGAAUGGGGUAUGGAUUUAAAUAGCGAACAUGAGAGGUUCCUGGCUGAAAAGGUAUUUUAAAGGCCAGUGUUCAUUUAUGAUUACCCAAAGGAAAUUAAAGCUUUCUAUAUGAAAGUAGCAGAAGAUGGAAAAUGUGUAAGAGCCAUGGAUAUGCUUGUACCACAAGUAGGAGAGUUAAUUGGAGGGUCUCAAAGAGAAGAAAGAUAUGAUGUUUUGGCUUAAAGAAUAACAGAAUGUGGUUUGAAAUUGGAGGUUUAUAGACCUUAUUUAGAUUUAAGAAGAUACGGUACAGUACCUCAUAGUGGGUUUGGCCUAGGAUUUGAAAGACUUGUAAUGAUGAUUACAGGUGUAGAGAACAUUAGAGAUGUUAUACCGUUUCCAAGAUAUCAUGGUAGUGCCGACUGGUGA
Molecule: messenger RNA, 1674 nt
Organism: Paramecium tetraurelia
Lineage: Eukaryota; Ciliophora; Oligohymenophorea; Peniculida; Parameciidae
Exons: 5
Biological process (GO): asparaginyl-tRNA aminoacylation
Cellular component (GO): mitochondrion
Molecular function (GO): nucleic acid binding; ATP binding; asparagine-tRNA ligase activity
Source: RefSeq, a predicted model, not a curated record